Saccostrea cuccullata (small rock oyster) is the source of this 859-nucleotide messenger RNA. RefSeq names its product multivesicular body subunit 12B-like. Gene Ontology annotation, biological process: virus maturation; regulation of epidermal growth factor receptor signaling pathway; viral budding. NCBI's taxonomy places the organism in Eukaryota, Metazoa, Mollusca, Bivalvia, Ostreida, Ostreidae. The transcript has 7 exons. Gene Ontology annotation, cellular component: late endosome; ESCRT I complex. The record is from RefSeq and is a predicted model, not a curated record. The annotation marks the transcript as partial.
CAGGUGCCUGUGAUUUGACUGUGUGUACUAUGGUUAAAGAAAUUUAUAUUUGUAUUUCAGUUCUUGUGAGGAAAAGAUGGACUGAAAAAGUCACAUACUUGAGCACAAGUAUUUGGUCUCAGAAGCUAUAUUUGCAGAAAAUUGAACUGGGGACAUGGCAGACAUUGACAGACCUAUUACACAGGUUGCCAUAGUAACAGAUCCUGCUAGAUGUCCUCCAGGAUUUACUCUGAUUGACCGUACCUACGAUCGUAAAGAGGAUGCUGAUUUAUGGAGAGACGGUCUCUUCGGAAGAAAAGUGGUGCGUUUCCUCUGUGUGGAGAAAAUGCCACCCUCACCGGGUAGGGAUGUACUGGUGGAUGUGACGGUGAUUGGAGAGAGAGACGCCAUACCAGCUGGAUUUACAUGUGUAGAUUUCACCAGCGAUACACGUGAAAAGGCUGUCAAAAAGAAGAUGCUUUGUGUGCGUUAUAUGUCCAGUGACUUGACCAAUGAUGCCAUAUGUGAACUAAUCCUUCUAAGCAAAGGAGUGAGACGCCCCCCCAAUGGUUAUACACUGGUGGGAGAGCUGAAUUACAUGGGUCUGUGUUAUAAAAUGUCCAGCUUUCGUAAACCUGGGGUUCAAAUGGAUGCCCACCAAGGCCAGUCCAGUGAGCCCACCUUCCACACACAGGGCUACUCUACAGCCCAAUCCACAUCAAUGAACAUGUCAGGUCUGGGUUCUAAUUUACCCUACAACCCGACUCCUUAUAAGAAUGGUCCAUUGGAGAGAGGGACAAGUUUUGCAGAGACAGCAAAUACCCUACAAGGUACCCCAUCAGUGACAGUCAUUUUAUUUCUUACAACUAACUUAUAUGUU